Varanus komodoensis (Komodo dragon) is the source of this 429-nucleotide messenger RNA. Its product is annotated as keratin-associated protein 19-2-like. NCBI's taxonomy places the organism in Eukaryota, Metazoa, Chordata, Lepidosauria, Squamata, Varanidae. The record is from RefSeq and is a predicted model, not a curated record. The transcript has a single exon. The coding region runs from base 1 to 429 and encodes 142 amino acids.
AUGACUGUCUUCUAUCACCAGUCCUACUGCGACCCAGGGUGCUACAGACCCUACUCUUCUUGCAGCUCCUAUGGAGGCUACAGAGGCAAAAUCUCCUAUAGCACUGGGAGCUGCUAUGGAGGAGGAUAUGGCUACAGGCCAAGAUAUGGUGGCUCGUAUGGUGGCCAAGGCUAUGGCCGCAUUUGCUACCAGCCAUUAGGCCUUGGUGGCUAUGGUGGCUAUGGUGGCUAUGGUGGCUAUGGUGGCUAUGGUGGCUAUGGUAGUGGUGGUUAUGGUUAUAAACGCAUUUCCUACCAGCCAAUAAGUUGUGGUGGUUUUGGCUAUGGAGGUGGCUAUGGAAAACAGUAUACCAGUCGCUAUGGCUGCUACCAACCUCACUACAGCUAUGGAUCCAGGCGUGGCAGCAUCUGCUAUGACCCAUGCGACUAA